AUGCCCGGUUCUGCCGAACUGACCACCAGGGUAAUCGUAUGGGACAUUAGGAUGCCCAUCGCCCUGAUGGCAGUGUUGGUUGGAGCGGCUCUGUCCAUCGCGGGGGCAGAGAUGCAGACCAUACUCAACAACCCACUGGCCAGCCCAUUCACGCUGGGAAUAUCCGCGGCGGCGGGUUUCGGGGCGGCUCUGGCGCUGGUUUUGGGACUCAGCAUCAUCCCGUUCGCCGGGAUUUUCCUGGUCUCCGCCAACGCCUUCGUGUUCGCGAUGAUCGCCUCGAUGACCAUCUUCGUGUUGAGCGGGUUGAGAGGAGUUACGACCGAGACGAUGAUCCUCCUGGGAAUAGCCCUCGUGUUCCUGUUCAGCUCCCUGCUGGCUCUGAUGCAGUACAUAGCCUCCGAACAGGCCCUACAGCAGGUGGUUUUCUGGACCUUGGGCAGCCUGGUAAAGGCCACGUGGCCCAAGAUCGGAAUUGCCACCGUGGUACUGCUGGUCACCACGCCCCUGUUCGUCAAGCACGUAUGGACUCUCACCGCUCUCAGGUUGGGCGAUGACAAAGCCCACAGCCUGGGUAUCAACGUGCGCAAGCUCCGGUUGCAAGUGCUCAUAUCUGUAUCGAUCUUGGCCGCUGCUGCCGUGGCUUUCGUGGGCACCAUCGGAUUUAUCGGACUGGUAGGCCCUCACGUCGCCAGGAUGCUGGUGGGCGAAGACCAGCGCUUCUUUCUUCCCAUGUCGGCCAUGUGCGGCGCGAUCCUGCUCUCCGCAGCCUCGAUCCUCAGCAAGAUGAUUACUCCGGGGGCCAUUUUCCCCAUUGGAAUCAUUACUUCGCUGGUUGGAGUGCCGUUCUUCCUCAGUCUGAUUCUCGCCAAACGGAGGCAGCUCUGGUAA
Messenger RNA from Geodia barretti, 888 nucleotides. Lineage: Eukaryota; Metazoa; Porifera; Demospongiae; Tetractinellida; Geodiidae. The record is from the annotation of a GenBank genome assembly.